AUGGAUACAACGAACAAUAAUUAUAGCAUAUUGACCAAGUUUUCAAAGUUACGUAAGAAACCACAACAGCCCCUGACUGAUUUGACAGAGCUAUACAGUCGAGUGGCUAAUGAAUCAAUAUUUUAUAAGAAAUUACAGGAUCAAGGAAAUUUUGUUCGUGCUUUACAAGGCUGGAAGGCAUUAACCACUGAUGCAUUAUUCCGUUUGACUCUGAUAGAGCAUUCUUAUCCUAAUGUUGCUACAUAUACUAAAGAUGAAUUAAGUCUACAAAGUGGUGUUCGUGAACUUUAUACAAAAGCGGUUCAUAAUUUAGACACCGUCCAGCAGGCAUUAAAAUCACAUAUAAAAAAACCUACUCCACCUCCCGUACCGGAAAGGAGAAAUCAUGUUAACGACAACUCAUAUACUCCUACAACUUCAUUUGUUAGAAAACCGCAUCAUAUACAGCAUGGGUUUUCCAAAACGUCAUUGAGAAAUAAAAAUUCACAAAGUUCAUAUUCUUAUAGAAGUCCUCACACCGUCACUAAUAAUCACAAUGAUAGUAACAAGCAUAACAUAACAAGUAACAAAAAAGGUAAUAAUGUUGAUAAUAUUGACCGUAAAGGCGGUAAUCACACAAAAAUCAAUUUUACGACCUCAAAACCAUUAAGAAAAAAAUCUUUAGAUAGUUCAAUCAAAGCAGAACGUAGCAUAGAAGAUCAUAAUAGUGAACCUUUAUUAAUGGAUACACGAAAUAAUUCAGAAAACGAUAAUGAGUUCGCAAAAUUCAAUGAAGAAUACAUCAAUGAGGAUGAAUGUAGUUUAGUAGAUGAGGACGAAAAUCCUUUUGAUUUUGACGUCUCAGGGUAUUAUUUUGAUGGUGAUGAAAACAGUGACAGUUAUGAAGAAAAGACAUCGAGUGAUGCAGAUACCAAAUUAGAGGAUAUGUUGAUCGAUAAUGUCGCUAGCUUUUCCUUGAGCAGUUAUGAGAAAAAUCCAUUUUCUAUCGAAGAAGAGCCACCACAAGCACCUCCACCUCCUGUUCCCUCUCAUGAUGUGAUAAAAAAAGAAUCUACUAAAGCUUUAACUAGCAAUAAUUACAAAAAAAAUAACUCUAUCAAUUCUCUUAUAUCAAAACCAGUGGUAAAAGAGGAUACAUGCAAGUUGAAACAGACAAAAUCAACACCUUCAUUGUUAACAGCUACGGAAAAGAGGAAGCCAAAGGCAUCUAAUUCCACAUCCUCAAUACCAACAAUAAACAAGGCUUCGGUGCGAACUAAUAAUGUUAAAGCUGCAAAUAAUAGUAAGCCUAAGAUAACAGCGAAGCAGGCUGCUAGAUUAGUGUACUCGAAUUUAAAUCAAAAAUCCGAUUCUCCAAGAUCCAUGAAACCGCCACAUAGUGAUAAGCCCAGGUCAAAUUCAUACCCUGAAGUUGUCAUUAAAUCAAGAGCAACAAAGGUAUCUUCCACCAACAAAACUGCGACCAGGCCACAGGCGAAAAGGGAAAUAAGUUCCACGAAGAAAGUUGCAUCUUCUCCCAACGCCAAAAAUGGCAAGUUUACAAAACAAUGUCCAGAAAAUGGUCAUGUAACAGUCACCUCUGUAAAUUCUAGUUCAGAAAAGAUUUCAAAAACUUCGAAGUCUGAAGAGAACUUGGAUACAAACAAAGAUGUGUUAGUUCCAGAAAAGGACGAAAAAUCAAGAAAAGAUGAACUUGAGAAUAAAAUCAUUGGUUCGAUUCCUGGAAUUGACAAGAUGGCAGCAAAACAAAUUUUUCAGGAGAUUGUAGUACGAGGAGAUGACGUACAUUGGGACGAUAUUGCAGGAUUAAAUACCGCUAAGAAUUCCUUAAAGGAAGCCGUUGUCUACCCAUUUUUGAGACCCGAUUUAUUCAAAGGUUUAAGAGAGCCUGUGACGGGUAUGCUUUUGUUUGGUCCACCUGGUACAGGUAAAACAAUGCUUGCGCGGGCUGUUGCAUACGAAUCGAAAUCUACAUUCUUUUCAAUUAGCGCAUCUAGUUUAACCUCAAAAUAUUUGGGUGAAAGCGAAAAAUUAGUAAGGGCAUUAUUUGGCGUUGCAAGAAAGCUUUCGCCUUCAAUUAUUUUUGUUGAUGAGAUUGAUUCUAUUUUAGGUAAUAGAAACAGUGAUAGUGAGAAUGAAAGUAGCAGAAGAAUCAAGAAUGAGUUUCUUGUUCAAUGGUCAGCAUUAUCUAAUGCAGCAGCAGGAAAAGAGCAACAUGACAGCGACGCCGACAACAGAGUGUUAGUUCUGGCUGCUACUAACUUGCCAUGGUCGAUUGAUGAAGCUGCUAGAAGAAGAUUUGUUAGAAGACAAUACAUUCCUUUACCAGAAGCCGAAACUAGAUUAGCACAAUUUAGAAAACUACUAUCGAGACAAAAGCACACGUUAAGUGACCAAGAUUUUGAAGAAUUGCUGGUGUUGACCGACGGUUAUUCAGGUAGUGAUAUAACUUCAUUAGCCAAGGAUGCUGCAAUGGGGCCAUUGAGAGAGCUUGGAGAUCAAUUGUUACUCACGGAAAGAGACAAUAUUCGUCCCAUUGGUUUAUAUGAUUUCAAGAAUAGUUUGGAAUACAUUAGACCAUCUGUCUCUAAGGAAGGGCUUGAAGAAUAUGAGGAAUGGGCAUCUAAAUUUGGUUCAUCGGGCAAUUGA
Kazachstania africana CBS 2517 is the source of this 2649-nucleotide messenger RNA. RefSeq names its product putative AAA family ATPase SAP1 (gene SAP1). Lineage: Eukaryota; Fungi; Ascomycota; Saccharomycetes; Saccharomycetales; Saccharomycetaceae. The coding region runs from base 1 to 2649 and encodes 882 amino acids. The transcript has a single exon. Gene Ontology annotation, molecular function: ATP hydrolysis activity; ATP binding. The record is from RefSeq and is a predicted model, not a curated record.